AUGGACAAGAGAGCCAGUCACAAAUACUGCUCCACAGACCCCCUUUGGUUCAGUCAAUACAUCAUCCACGAAUGCAAUAUUAUCAACAAGAUUUCCAUUAUAGUGUAUCUGGAGGAAAUGAUGCAGACACACCAAGGACAGCUCGUCGUAGAGGACAUUCUAAACCAUGUCAUUGAUGAUCUGGAAGGUUUCAUGAGGGUACUAUAUGAAAUGGCAGCAGCCAGAAAGGAAUUAGAUAAAAGGACGAAGAAAUCAGCUCGCAAGAAACAGAAUGAUCGUAAGCAGUUUAGAGAUCAGGCUCUUGGGGAGAAAUGGGUGCAAAUGGAAAAUACCAAGAUCAACAUUCAUUCAUCUCAACCUGCUAUGAAUAGAGCACAAUCACCAUCAAGUAUACCUCAAUUCUACUUCAGCUGGUUUUCCACGAGAAGCAUGGGACAGAGAGCUCCUCCUGCACCUCCUCCACCUCCACCACCACCUGGAGGAGCACCUCCUCCUCCGCCACCUCCACCCACCUCCACCAGGAGUCUGGUUGGGAUAUUGUCUGCCGAUAGUGGAAAGGCUUUAUAUAAAAUGGACCGAGAUGACUUGAGAGACAUUUGUGGAACAAAAGAAAGUGUGCGUCUCUUCAGUCACUUACAGAAAGACAGAGCAAAGGCUGCUAAAGAAGCUGGAUCUUCAGAUAAUCAAAGUGAACUACAAGACCUUAAUGAUAUGCCACAAUGGAAAAGAGAGUUGAUUAAAAAGCAGAGACGAAGGAGGGAUGACAGUGAUGAGUCUCCACCAGAAAGACGAAGAGGCCAAAGAAAGGACAACAACAAAACACGAGAUUAUGAUUCAGACGAUGAUCACAAAGACAAGAGAAAAUCAAAACAUAAAGGACACAGACAUCAUAGUGACACUGAGGAAGAAGAAGAAGAGGAAAACAGUCAAACUAAAAGACGACAUCGAAAAGGAAAAAGAAAAGGAAAAGAAAAGAAAGAUCAAGAAGAAAGUAAAGGAAAAUCAAAAAAUCGGAAAAGUUUUGACAAAGGCAAACAUAAAAGUAGCCGGUCUAAGGUUCAAGAUGAAACUCUUGAAAAGAAAGGAAAGAGUAAAAGCAGAGACAAUAAAGGACGAAAGAAAGGUCCUACAAAUAUUGACGACUAUGAUGAGUCAAAUUCUAGCAACUCUGAUAGCUAUUCUGAUUCUGAUCCAAGUAGAUCUGAGUCUGAGUCUGAGUCCUCCAAUGAAGAACCAAAAAGGAAAUGUCGAGCUCUGAGGCAGCACUUAUUCCUGGAGCAUCAUGGGCAUUAG
Molecule: messenger RNA, 1293 nt
Organism: Gigantopelta aegis
Lineage: Eukaryota; Metazoa; Mollusca; Gastropoda; Neomphalida; Peltospiridae
Product: sarcoplasmic reticulum histidine-rich calcium-binding protein-like
Exons: 9
Coding region: 1-1293 (430 amino acids)
Source: RefSeq, a predicted model, not a curated record